AGAGGAUCAAAGAAAAGAAUAGCCUACUUCAAAUCCUAAACAUGUCACUUCCUGAGAAUUACAGUAUUAGAAGAAUGGUAUCUUCUGAUUAUGACCGUGGUGUUCUCACGACGUUGGAGGCCCUUACAGUGGUGGGGACUAUCUCAAAGUACCAAUUCCAGGCGCUGGUAAACAAGUGGGAAUCACUCGAGUUGAACAACGGUAAAUUCAUGUAUAACCCCACUGUGAUCGUUGACGGUGAUGAUACCGUCGUUGCGACCGGAAUGAUACUCAUUGAAGAGAAGUUGAUCCAUCAGUGUGGGCUGGUUGGUCACAUAGAGGAUAUUGCGGUCAGAAAAGACCAACAGGGCAAGCAACUGGGCAAGAUUCUAAUCAAUCACUUGACGCAGAUAGGUAAAGACGCUGGAUGCUAUAAGAUAAUCCUUGACUGCGAUCCAAAGAACGUGGGAUUCUACGAAAAAUGUGGAUACAAGAAUAACGGGCUAGAGAUGGAGAUACGACAAUGACUAUCUAUUCCCCAUAAGCUCUAGUGUUUUCAUUAAUGAGAACGGCAACGAAAGCCUCCAUUUCAAUGUUAUAUACCCUCACCGUUCCCAGGUUGUGAAUGUAUCGUCCACCUCCAGCACUUUUUGUGCUUAUUCCAUCACUGUACUAUAUCGAUUCUAGACAUUCUAUAGACAAGAUUGAGUUUCCUCUCACCACACUUGAGCCUAUCUGUAUUGGUGUUCCCGUGGAGUCCUCUGUGGCAUCUUCCAGUACAAUAUUGAGAAAUAU
This is a messenger RNA of Williopsis jadinii, 774 nucleotides long. RefSeq names its product glucosamine 6-phosphate N-acetyltransferase (gene GNA1). Gene Ontology annotation, cellular component: endoplasmic reticulum; endoplasmic reticulum-Golgi intermediate compartment; Golgi apparatus. Lineage: Eukaryota; Fungi; Ascomycota; Saccharomycetes; Phaffomycetales; Wickerhamomycetaceae. The transcript has a single exon. Gene Ontology annotation, biological process: UDP-N-acetylglucosamine biosynthetic process. The record is from RefSeq and is a predicted model, not a curated record. Bases 42 to 506 code for a protein of 154 amino acids. Gene Ontology annotation, molecular function: monosaccharide binding; glucosamine 6-phosphate N-acetyltransferase activity.